AUGGAGUGUGAGUCCACAGUGGGUAACCUGAGCGUGGCCAGCCCGUUCAGAGUUCUGCUCUGCCAGUCGACCCAUCGAGUCACCUCGGGUGUGAGACUCAAAGCCUACAGUAUGGAGGCUGGUUGCCCAAGACCAAGACACAAGCAGAUGCAGUGUCUGGAGAGGGUGCCUUUCCUGUCUUUUCACUGGGUCCUCACAAGGCAGGAGAGGCAACGGCAGGAGGGGGAGCAGAAAGUGAACCAGAAAGCAAGUCGAGCCAUGGUCUCUGCAGCAGUUUCCUGUCCACUGAGUGAUGGGUCAGAGUGCGAUUGCUUUCCACGCCAGGACAGAAAGUGCUGAUACGGGAGCCUCUUCCAGCCAGACAAGUUUGGGGGAAACAUCUGCAGUGGUGAUGUGUGGGACCAAGCCAGCUGCAAUAGUCCUACACCUUGUCUAAGGCAACCACGGUGUGGACAAGAUUUCCAGUGUAAAGAGACAGCUCUUUCCCAGCAGCUGUCUCUUCAACUUAGGUACAACAUCCUGACCCAGAGAGAAGCACAGAGCAUGUACAAUGCCAGGUAUUACAGGAGCCAGUGUAAGCCGUGUACAGGGGGCAAUGGGGGGAGCUCCGGGUCCAACCCUAACUGCAAGCGACUAUACUACGGAGAUGAGAAGCCCUACAACUGCCUGAAGUACCACUUUGAAGCCUCGGCAGAUACUAGAAUGUUCUCAGAGUUGUAUGAUGGUGCAAAUGACCUGCUUUCAAAAGUAAAAAAUGACAAAUUCCAGUCAAAUGGAGUAACUGUUGGCAUAGCAUCCUGGUCAGAGAAGUCUGCAUUCUUGUAUAAGUUAGGCAAGUACAAUGAGGAGAGAUAUGGCUUCCUGAGAAUUUUCAUAAAGAUUCAGACUGCUCACUUUAAGAUGAGGCACAAGAUUGUACUGGGUGAAGGGAUGCUGCAGUCGGUGGAGUUUCCAGAACAGUAGAAUUAUGGCACUUACUCCACGUUCACUGAUGAGUCUGGAUCCAUGGGUGGCACUUAUGAAUACAUCCUGUUGCUCGACAAAGCACAAGUAGAAUGUCUUGGUGUCACCAGCAAAGAUACCAAGAAAUGCCUUGGAGGUGCCCUGGGCCUUGAGUAUGCAGAAGAAAAGAAUGCCAUAGGUGUGGAACACGUCGUUGUUCAAGUGCGAAGUGGCAGUGCUGCAGGAUCUGGGGGCUUGACACAAGACAGCAGCACCAUUACACACUGCUCCUGGGGCAGAUCAUUAAAGUAUAAUCCUGUUGUCAUUGAUUUUGAGGUAAGUCUUUUCGCAGGAGCCAAAGCUGAUGGUGGCUGGAGCUGCUGGAACUCCCAGUUUGCAUGCAGAGCAGGCGCCCAGGAAAGGAGGAGAGCAUGCGACAACCCUGUACCCCAGGACGGAGGUGCCCAGUACCCACGGCCGAGAGUGCAGACCCAGGCCUGCUGA
Chinchilla lanigera (long-tailed chinchilla) is the source of this 1446-nucleotide messenger RNA. RefSeq names its product complement component 8, alpha polypeptide (gene C8a). NCBI's taxonomy places the organism in Eukaryota, Metazoa, Chordata, Mammalia, Rodentia, Chinchillidae. The record is from RefSeq and is a predicted model, not a curated record.